AUGGCAACGUUAAGAAAUGGAGAGAAUGAUUAUGGAAAUGGCAGUGACCUUACGGCAACAGCAGCAGCAAUAGCCACAACAGCAGCAACAGCCACAAGAACAACCGCCACCACCACUGAGAAGUUAUUUGAAGUCUUUCCUUGUACCGAAGCUCAGAAGGUGCAAUUGGCUGCAUUCACUUUUGGGGAUGAGGCGCAGAGAUGGUGGAUGCUUACGAGAACUAUACAUCAAGGAUUGACAUGGGACAGGUUAUUGGAGAUAUUCUAUGAUAAGUAUUUUCGACAAAGUAUGCAAGAUAAAAAGGUGACUGAAUUUGAAACCCUCAGGCAAGGGAACAAGAUUGUUACUGAGUAUGAAGCUCAAUUUGCCGAGUUGGCCCGGUUCGCACCUCACAUGGUGGACACGGACUAUAAGAAGGCACGGAAAUUUGAAGGGGGAUUACGGGGUGCUAUUCUGGACCGAGUUAAUAUGUUGAAGCUGCCUACCUAUGGAGAAGUGUUGGAGAGGGCCGUUAUAGCAGAAGGGAAUAUCGCUGCACAAAACCGAAGUUCUGAAUGGAAGGGGAAAAGGCAAAACAGUCAAUGGUCGAAGGGGGCAACUACUUCACCAAAUAAGAAACAAAAUUCAAGGACUUCAAAUGUUUCUUCCCCUAAUCAAGAUUCGGUUCCUGUAUGUGUAGAGUGUGGAAAGAGGCACCGUGGGAUAUGUUAUCGGAAGUCUGGAGCCUGCUUUCAAUGUGGAAAGACGGGCCAUGUGAUAAGGGAUUGCCCUCAGAGGAAGCAGUAA
This is a messenger RNA of Camellia sinensis, 786 nucleotides long. RefSeq lists its product as uncharacterized. The record is from RefSeq and is a predicted model, not a curated record. Lineage: Eukaryota; Viridiplantae; Streptophyta; Magnoliopsida; Ericales; Theaceae. Gene Ontology annotation, molecular function: zinc ion binding; nucleic acid binding.